This is a messenger RNA of Pseudovirgaria hyperparasitica, 1664 nucleotides long. Its product is annotated as NEDD8 activating enzyme. Gene Ontology annotation, biological process: protein neddylation. Gene Ontology annotation, cellular component: cytoplasm; nucleus. Lineage: Eukaryota; Fungi; Ascomycota; Dothideomycetes; Acrospermales; Acrospermaceae. Gene Ontology annotation, molecular function: NEDD8 activating enzyme activity. The coding region runs from base 152 to 1513 and encodes 453 amino acids. The transcript has 5 exons. The record is from RefSeq and is a predicted model, not a curated record.
AAAACGAUCAACUUCAAGACUUCACAUUAACGCGUGAGCACGUGACGUUAUCGAUAAAGCGACCGCUCCUUAUCCCCAAAUAGCGAUAGCUGCCUGGUAUUGAAGCUGUGACAGCGGCGAGCGUAUUGGUUUCAAACAAAGAACUUCAAAAAUGACAGAGGAAGUAAUGCCAGAUCGGACAACUGGUCCCGAGUCGCAACAGAGAUGGAAAUACCUUGAUACUAUCCUGAGCCGACCUGGUCCUUUCACAGAUCCAGAUUGGGAACCAGGCCCACCCGUCAGAUCAGCAUUACAGAGUGCGAAGAUAUUGUGCUCAUGUUUGUAUAUGAUAUUCAUAGCAUGCAUACACACGCUCAUUUUGGACAGAGGCGCCGGUGGCCUUGGCUGUGAGAUUCUGAAGAAUCUCGCCCUCUCUGGCUUCAAGGACAUACAUGUUAUCGACAUGGAUACGAUUGACGUAUCCAAUCUAAACAGGCAGUUUUUGUUUCGGCAGGCCGAUGUAGGCAAGCCGAAAGCAGAAGUUGCUGCUAAAUUUGUGGAAAAGCGCGUGAAGGGCGUGAAGAUCACGCCUUUCUGCGGAAAGAUCCAAGAUAAGGAUGAAGACUACUAUCUCCAGUUCACCAUGGUCGUUUGUGGUCUGGAUAGCGUUGAGGCUCGGCGGUGGAUGAAUGCUACUCUGGUUGGCAUGGUGGAUGAAAACAAUCCGGAAAGCAUGAAGCCUCUGAUCGAUGGUGGCACUGAAGGAUUCAAAGGUCAAGCGAAAGUCAUCUUCCCAACCAUGACUUCCUGCAUAGAAUGUCAACUCGAUAUGAAUGCCCCAAGAGCUGCUGUGCCUCUAUGCACAUUGGCAACAAUCCCACGACAACCUCAGCAUUGCAUCGAGUGGGCUCAUAUAAUUGCAUGGGAAGAGGAACGCAAGGGUGACUCUCUUGAUACCGAUGACCCGGAGCACAUUACCUGGCUUUAUCAGAAGGCUUUGAAGCGAGCCCAAGAGUUCAACAUACCUGGAGUCACGUAUUCAAUGACGCAAGGUGUUGUCAAAAACAUCAUUCCAGCGAUUGCAUCGACAAACGCCAUUGUAGCUGCAAGCUGUUGUAACGAGGCUUUCAAGAUUGCUACGAAUGCGAACCCGUUCUUGGGCUUUCCUGGCACUAAUAACUACAUGAUGUACACUGGAGAUGCAGGUGUCUACACUUAUACCUUUGAGCAUAUGAAGAAGGAUGAUUGUCCAGUGUGCGGAAAUCUGGCAAAACCCCUCGUAGUCGAUCCAGAUUCUAUCCUCCAGGACUUCAUUGACAGCUUAGCCGAAAGACCUGAAGCACAACUUAAAAAACCUACGAUUCGCUCAGAAGAGAAGUCGAUAUACUAUCAGUCACCACCGGCGCUCGAACAGCAAACGCGACCCAACUUGACAAAGAAGCUUUCGGAGCUACUUACGGAUGGUGAAGAGGUGGCUAUCUCGGACCCUGCAUUUGCGAUUACGUUCAAGUUCAAGUUGAUCUUCAAAUCAUGACCCUAAUUCAUAGGGCCAGAAAGUCUCGCUUCAGCGGCAGACUGCGACUCGAAGUAUUUUGGGAACCCGUGGGGGCGUUUUGGUUGAUGUUUGUGCCGUUACUUUCCCAUUGGAGGCUUUGGAGCCGUGGAAUCGCGCGCAUUUGUUGCAC